Molecule: messenger RNA, 552 nt
Organism: Lathyrus sativus (Indian pea)
Lineage: Eukaryota; Viridiplantae; Streptophyta; Magnoliopsida; Fabales; Fabaceae
Source: the annotation of a GenBank genome assembly
AUGGCAACCAGAGUCUUUGUUUCCAUCACACUUGUACUCUUCCUCUUUGUCACCCGCUCACGCGCUCGCGAUCUCCAUAACUCACUUUCCGAAUCCACCACGCGCUCCAAACCCCAACAAUACGACACCAUUUCGUUCAAUCUCAUCCCCAUCGAACACCUUCCGGUAACCCUCGCCGAUCUCCGUCCAAUCAACCGUCACGUCCAUGUACUUCGUCCUUUGCCGCUAGGUUUCCCCUUAUCUCACCGUCGUUGCCGGCAUGGCCACCGCCGCCAGAUUCCUUACGGCACCGACAUGAUCUUGGCGAACGACGCCAGCACCAAACACCGCCAGAUCCCUUACGGCAACGACAUGAUCUUGGCAAGCGAUGCCGGCACUAAAGAUCGCCGGAUCCCGAAACGAUUGUCGAAGAUUCACGGUGGUGAGGUGAUGUUCCCGCAGGUGAUGCAUUUUUAUCCUCCCCAUAUCCAUAGCCAGGAUCACCAUCACCAUCACCAUCAUGAGAAGAGUUGGUUUUCAAAGAAGAUUCAUGAAUUCUUGAACUUGUUCUGA